Trichomonas vaginalis G3 is the source of this 891-nucleotide messenger RNA. Its product is annotated as pantothenate kinase protein. The record is from RefSeq and is a predicted model, not a curated record. Gene Ontology annotation, cellular component: cytosol; nucleus. The transcript has a single exon. NCBI's taxonomy places the organism in Eukaryota, Parabasalia, Trichomonadida, Trichomonadidae. Gene Ontology annotation, molecular function: pantothenate kinase activity; ATP binding. The coding region runs from base 1 to 891 and encodes 296 amino acids. Gene Ontology annotation, biological process: coenzyme A biosynthetic process.
AUGCUUGGUGUUGAUCUUGGUGGAUCCUUUACAAAGAUAUGCUUUAUUGGAAAAGAUGGAAACAAAAAACUCAUGUACAUACCAACCAAAAUAGAAGAUAUAAAGAACUUCUUCAAAUCUGACGAAUCAGGUAAACUUCAGAUCGAACAAAUCCCUGAGGACAUCGAAAAGAUAUGCAUAACUGGUGGUGGAUCCGUGAAAUUUAGAGAGUUCUUUGAAACUCUUAACCCAAAGCCAGUUAAAGUUGAUGAAUUAAGUACUCAAGCUUUCGGGGCACUUCAUUUACUCAAGGAUAGAAGUAAUGUUCGUGUUCUCGGUCCAGAUAUUCAGAAUUUCACGCCCUGUAUUGUUAUAUCUAUGGGUACAGGCGUAUCAUUUUCAUAUUUAUCACAAGACAAUACAGUUAGACAUGUAGGAGGAUCCCCAUUAGGAGGUGGAUCUUUAAUGGGUCUUUCAAAUUUAUUAAUUCAAGUAAAUGAUUUUGACGAACUCAUCCGAUUAGCAAGCGUCGGAAAUGCCUCUACAUUAGACUUACUCGUUUCAGAUAUUUAUGGUCAAAAUUACGGCAAUACUCUGAGAGCGGAUGUCACUGCUUCAUCAUUUGCCAAAGCAUCAAUUGAAAAUAAAACAGCACCGAAAGAAGACAUUGCAGCAUCACUCUUACAAGCAAUUUGCUAUUCAAUUUCUCGAGGAGCAUCAGCUGUUGGCCGUUUUGAGAACGUCAACUGCCUUGUUUUUGUUGGUGGUUUCCUUUCUAUGGAAGGAAAUAUUCCAGAAUCACUUUACAAAGCUGCAUCUUUAUUUGAUAAAAUUUUGUCUCUUGUUUUCCCAGAAAAUCACAAAUAUGCAGGUGCUAUUGGUGCUGCACUUAAAGCAUUUGAUCUCAAAUGA